UGGCACGUAUAAAGCGACUCACACAGCAGAAAGAGAGGUACUUGGAGUCGGAGCUUUAGUCCUCGCCAGACGACAUGGCUUGGGCGGUGUACCUCCUGGUCGGGUCUGUUCUGGGCGUUACCUGGUCCGUCUCCGCACAAGGGACCAACGCUACGGGUGAUAUCGGCCCCAGAACAGUUAUUGUGGGCGCCAUUGAGCACCCCGGGUUCCUGCACAAGAGAGAAGAUGGGACGUUCGAGGGGUUCCAUGUGGACCUCAUGACGGAACUGUCGGACCUCAUCGAUUUCGACUUCGUCAUCAAGGAACCUGCCGACAUGAAGUACGGGUACCUGCGGGAGGACGGGACCUGGACUGGCAUGGUCGGGGAGCUUGUCAGAAGGGAACUAGACAUGGCUCUGGGGUUGACUAUCACCUCCAGGAGGGAAAGAGUCAUCGACUUUAGCGCCGUGGUGGUGGACGAACGACUGGAGAUGUUGGUCAAGAAACCUCCGACCGCAAGAAAGGAAUUUUGGCCAUUGUGGACAGAUAUCAUGCCCAUUCCCGUAUGGCUGGUGGUCAUGGGGUCGUUUCUCCUGGCCGCCAUCGUCAUGUUCGUCAUCAUUCGGGUCAGUCCGUACGAGAAUCGGGCGUACUCGGCAGAGGUCGGCGAGGCGAGCCGACUGUCUACCUUCGGGCACAGCCUGUGGAUCUGCUACAGCGCGAUGAGCUGGCAGGGGGUGGACUACUCGCCCCGAUCGGUGUCCGGGCGCUUUCUCUUCGUCUUCUGGUUCGGCUUCAUCGUCUGGACACUCAUCCUGAUCACAGGCGCCAUCGCAGGGUUCUUCCUAGCCAGUCCUGUCGCUUUAUCCGUGGCCCCCAUCGAGUCCUUCGAUGAUCUGGCGGCAACAGACGGCAUACGGCCGGCCUUCUACGGCGGAGGAGCAACCGAAGUGUAUUUCAAGAGCUUUCCGUCCUUCCAACGUCUCUAUCAGAGGGCGAUUCGGGUGAGCUCCACGGAUGAGGGGUUGGAGCUCGUGCGCAGGGGAGGAGUGGCCUUCAUCAGCGAGGCAACCAUUUCCCAAUUCUACAGCAACCGGAAGCCGUGUGAUCUGAUGGCCAUCCACGACGGCAACACCGAAUCGACAAGGUACCUGGCUAUCGGACUGCCGGUGGGGUCUCCCUUCAGGGAGGUGAUCAACAUCGCCAUCAUGCAGCUGAGGGAGAGUGGCAGACUGCACUUCCUGUACAGGAAAUGGGUUACUUCCGGGGAGUGCACUCCGCCCGACAGUUUUGCGAAGACCCGUCCUGCCAGUUUUCAGAGGCUGACCACCUCGGACCUCAUGCCGGUGUUCAUCGAGCUUGUUGUGGCCGCCAUCUUGGCGCUGUGCAUCAUGGGAAUCGAGGUGAAAUGGGACAAGCGCAGGGCUAAGGUAAGUCUCAACAGAACGUCCUCUUCAAUGCUGCUCAAUUAUAGAUUACAAAAUUACUAG
Molecule: messenger RNA, 1469 nt
Organism: Branchiostoma belcheri (Belcher's lancelet)
Lineage: Eukaryota; Metazoa; Chordata; Leptocardii; Amphioxiformes; Branchiostomatidae
Product: glutamate receptor-like
Exons: 6
Coding region: 75-1469 (464 amino acids)
Biological process (GO): modulation of chemical synaptic transmission; synaptic transmission, glutamatergic
Cellular component (GO): plasma membrane; postsynaptic membrane; dendritic spine
Molecular function (GO): AMPA glutamate receptor activity; transmitter-gated monoatomic ion channel activity involved in regulation of postsynaptic membrane potential
Source: RefSeq, a predicted model, not a curated record